Molecule: messenger RNA, 8005 nt
Organism: Oryctolagus cuniculus (rabbit)
Lineage: Eukaryota; Metazoa; Chordata; Mammalia; Lagomorpha; Leporidae
Source: RefSeq, a predicted model, not a curated record
CAUACAAUUCUCCUUAGGUUUCAUCAUGAAUAAAAUGGAUUGGCAGACAUAAAAAAAUCACAUACUCAGCUGUGAAAUUAAAAACAAAAGUCUGAGUUUUAGGUAAAGAUUUUGCAACUUGGAUGUCAGCACCAAAGGGCACAGGUGACCUUCCUUGUGGACAGGUUUCAGGCAUACUUAUUUUCUCCCAUUCCUCUUCCAUGAAUAUCAACAAGUCCUUAGGGACUAGGGUAACAUGGACUGGCUGGCUAAUUGGGAGCUCUGUGCACUGAGCACCCAAGGUCCUAACAAUGAGACAGCACAAUCACACCUUGGCCUUCCUGAUGGAAAUAUAGUGGCUGCACUCCCAUUGUGAGCAUCUGCACCAGGAGGCCCCUGCCUGAGUCUGUCUCCAGUCCUGAGUGCACAGCCCAAGGCUCCCUCCAUUGCACUCCAGGCAGGUGAGGAGCAGCGGAGCCAUCACCCUUGGUCAUGCUUCAGAUGAGACUCAGCGCAGCCCAGUAAGUGCUGAGGGAUAGCAGGGAAGGAGGUUGGACUCUUAGGAACAUUGUUUUCUCCUCCUCAGAAGAAAAGUGAGAGUUGGGGUAGACUUGUGGGGUGGAACCAAUAAGCAAAGCUUCAGGCCAGAGGACUGUGAAGUCUAUGCUCUUGAUUCUCAUAGGAGUCCCAGUUAUCUCAUUCAGAGUUUGGCUUUCCUCCUGUAUUAAGUCUUACUCCUUUGGAAUCCUCUUCAUGACAGCAGCAAAUGCAUCUCUAAACUGUCCCCUGAACACACAGAAACAUGACCAUAAGGGCGAUAAUGAGGAUGCCAGAGAGUAUAACAUUGUGGGCGAUUACUGAGGGCUUCCUAAGUGCCAGGCUCUGAACUCUUGCAAGCAGGCUGUUUCAUUGCAUCUGCACAAUCUCCCAAGUUUUGUUCCAUAGAGGAGCUCAGCACUUUUUUGUGAUUUGUAUCUGAUUGUAGGGUACAGAAUUGAAGCCACAGCUUAAAAAAAGGCUUAUUUAAUUUGAAAGAGUUACAGAGAUUGGAGAGCCAGAGAGAGAUAGAGAGAAAGGUCUUCCAUCCAUUGCUUCCCUCCUGAGAUGGCCACAACAGCUGGAGCUGUGCCAGGCUGAAGCCAGGAACUCCAUCCGGGUUUCCCUUGUGGGUACAGGAGCCCAAGGACUUGGAUCAUCUUAUGUUGCUUUCCCAGGUGUGUUAGCAGGGAAAUGGAUUGGAAGUGAAGCAGCCAGGACUUGAACUGUUGCCCAUAUGGGAUGCCAGGGCUGCAGGCUGUAGCUUUAGUCAAUACACCACAGCACCGGCCCCUGAAACCACACCUGAAUCAGACACAGGGCACAUGGCCACUCUACCCCUCUGGUGACCCCAGCAGAAGUUUCACUGUCCACUGUGCUCUUUCCAUAGGCUUCUCUGUCGAUUGUGGGCAGUCACGGGUGAAGUGUGGCUGAGCUCAAAGGCUAAGAUCCCAGGAAGUGCAGACCCAGGAUAACUCAGAGGAAAUGGCUCUCCUGACCCCACACCUGGGUUUCUCUUCUGCCAGCUUCCUCACUCCUCUUGUAAUCACUCCUGUAUUCUUAAUCAGAGACUUAAAAAUGGGUUGUUGGUUUCCAUUUCUGACUGCAGAAACUGGAAAGAGAAUACUAACAGCCCUUGGAGUUUCCUGUAGUUUAGACCACUGGAUCUCUGCUUAAGUCUUUCUGAUCAGGAAGAGAUAAUGAAGAAGUUGAAUACAUCAGAUUUCAGAUCUGAUAAUGUAGUGUUGAAUCCUAUCUGCUCCACUCCAAGUUGUUGGCAUCUCUGAGAGUUAGCAUUGUCAUUUGAGUUGGGACCUCAUCCACAGAGCUCACAAAGCUCUUAUCCUCCAAUGAGAGGACUUCAGAAUGUUCAUGGAAAAAUGGAAUAAAAAGUAUGAAUUACUGCUUUUGAAAUCCACACAUAGAUUUUUUUUCAUAAUAUAUUAUUUUCCAUACAUUAUAAUUUUUUACACAGCUUUAUUUUUGUAAAAUAAACUCACAUUUCUAUAUGUCCAAAAAGUCUUUGAAGCUUAAACAUGGCCAUGAAUGUGUAUUUUUUAGAAUGAUGCAAUCCCUUUCAUUUCUGAUUCCUCAGACCCAUUAGCUUGCUUAGCAGAGUGGAAGCAUCAGCAUGAAGAUCUCUGUUACACGGUCAGUAGACCCUUCCAUGGCUCGCAAUAACUGGCCGUCAUCAGUGUGGCUUUAACACUCUUGGUGCUUUCUUGUCAGAGCCUUCAUCCCUUUCAGAAAGUCCCACAGAACUAGAGACCAUUGAGUAGCAUGUGUUUGCACCUCCAUGAGGACACAUGGCUCCUGCAAUGGCACUCAAUGGAACCUACAGCAAAAUCUUUGAGUUCAAAAAUCAAGGCAGACAUGUGUUUCACAUCUAGCGUAAAUGUACAGAGAGAAGGGGGCAGGCAAUCCUGUGCCUGAGCUGAGGCACGUUCUAGAGCUGGAUGUCCUUUCAGCCACCAGCAUCAUUUAUCAACAAACUUGCUAUUUCUGCAAUUACAGAGGCUAUAUUUUGAAAAAUCAUGAUGACCACAUUUUUAAGCUCUCAUUCUCCUAGAUGAUACCCUGUCAGAUAUGCGAGUUACUCUUCCUAUGUCCAGUGGACAAUACAAUCACGGGGAGGUGGAGAGAUUUACACAGGUGUUGGCAUGUAUUAUAGGUGAAUGAUGGUGAUUUCCUUACUCCCUCCAUACAGCAAUCAGAAUAUUAUGCUAAGUAGAAUAACAUUCCCACACAACAUGAAAUUUCUUGUUAUUAGGAAAUGAUUAGUACUAGAUAUUACACAGAUUAACAUUUGAUGGUACAUCAAAUAUAUAGUUAUAUAUAGAUAGAUGGUAUAUCAAUUAUAUAGUUAGUAUAUAUAGUUGGUAUAUCAAAGAUAUAUUUGAUUGCUUUUAUUAGAAUAGCAAACAGAUGCUGGACAAAACUACACAUGCAUCAAAUUUUGCUAUUCAUCUGUUUCAAAUAAGAUAAAAAAUGAAUAAAGAAAGAUAAAAAGAAUUAAAAAAUUUUCCUUGCAACAGUCUCAUAGGGCAAACAUCCAUUUCACGGAUGAAGAAUCUGAAAAGUAUGCUUGCAUUAUUUUCUGGAAUUCUGUUUUCUAUCUUUUCUCAGUUCAUUCAUAGCCUCUUCUGCUAAAAUAAUGAACCACAGUUGUCUUAGGGCAGAUAAAGGUAGAGAAUUACAACCCAUGAAUAAGGAAAGGUUAAUACUACAAUAUUUUCUUUAUGCAUAGGAAGAAUGGGACUCAAAGUUGACUUUGGGCCCUCCCUGAUACCAAACACUUCAACUGCAAAUAAGAGGGUUUAUGAUCAUAAAACUGUAAAGCAUCAUUACCACGUCGCUAUGAAAAAAUUUUAAGAAUAUUUAAAUAUGAUACACCUGUCAAACAAGAUAAUUUACUGAGAUCAUGAGGCAAAUACAAAAACUACCUGUUUAAGAUUUCAAAAAUUCAGACAUUUCUUUUAAAAAAAUCCUUACUUCUGAUCACUGACAGGUGCAGAAAACACUAAAGUUACAUUUGCAGUCAUUGCCUUUCUAUGAUUAUGUGCACUUAAUUACCACAUUUAUCAAAAUUUGACCCCUACCAAUGACCAGGAGAGAAGUUAUGGAUCACACAGAAGACAGACUGGAUUGGGCACACAGCAUGGUUAAGAUACCCCUCUCCUACUUAGGAGUGUUUGAGUUUGAUUCCUGGCUAUUGUUCAUUACUCGGCUUCCUCCCAGACUGUGGGAGGAAGUGGUGAUGACUCAAGUACUUGAGUGACUGUAACCCAUGUAGGAGACCUGAAUCAAGUUCCAGCUCCCAGCUUCUGCAGUAGUGCAUCCAAUGACACUGUAGGCAUUUGGGAGUGAAUCAAUGGGUAGGUGCUCUUGCUUUCUUUCUCUCCCUUCCUCCCUUCUUCCCUCCUUCCCUGUCUGUCUGUGAGUCUCCCUAUGAAACAAAAAGGCAAUUUAGAAGGGAAACCAGAAAACCUGAGAAUCAUGAAACCUCUGAAAGAUAACUAACACACAACAGUAUUUUCCUAUCAUGAACGAUCAAUAUUAAGUUAGUGUUGACAUAACACAGUCCUGGCAUUUAGAGUGCACGUAAGUCAAUGGAAUUUGUACCAUUGUUAAAAUAAGGUAUAUUUAACUGCUUCUUAAUUACCCUUAUUUAGAAUAUUAUCUUUGAAGGCAAAAGGGCAUUUUGUAAUCUUUUUUAUUAAAAGUCUAGGUUGUGCCAGUGCCACGGCUCACUAGGCUAAUCCUCCACCUUGUGGCGCCGGCACACCGGGUUCUAGUCCUGGUCGGGGUGCCGGAUUCUGUCCUGGUUGCCCCUCUUCCAGGCCAGCUCUCUGCUGUGGUCAGGGAGUGCAGUGGAGGAUGGCCCAAGUACUUGGGCCCUGCACCCCAUGGGAGACCAGGAUAAUUACCUGGCUCCUGCCAUUGGAUCAGUGUGGUGCGCCAGCUGCAGCGUGCUGGCCGCAGCAGUCAUUGGAGGGUGAACCAAUGGCAAAGGAAGAGCUUUCUCUCUGUCUCUCUCUCACUGUCCACUCUGUCAAAAAAAAGUCUAGGUUGUUUCUCUCUGUCUAACUCCAUCUGUCAAAUAAAAGAAAAGUCUAGGUUGCAUUUGACUGUGUUCAUGGACUAGGUAGGUCAAACGUUCUGGGUUUCCUAACACUUUUCAAUUGCUCCAAAAGCCAUUCUUUUAAUUUUAUUUAUUCUAUGGACUUUAGAGUUACCCUUAUAUUAUACCCAUAACUAGCUGAAUGAAAACUAUAUACAGAAAAACUAUAUGCAAGCACUGUGUGCCCUUGUUUCCUUUUUCCAUCCCUAUCUUCUUUUCCAGAAGGAGUACAGGCUGUGUUGAAACACAAAAUCUGACGUGUGUCCUAGACUUCCAUCUCAUGGGCUUCUCAGAGGAUCCAACCCUGCAGUCCCUCCUGUUUGGGCUGUUCCUGUCCAUGUACCUGGUCACGGUGCUCGGGAACCUGCUCAUCAUCCUGCUCAUCAUCUCUGACACCCACCUGCACACCCCCAUGUACUUCUUCCUCUGCAACCUGUCCUUGGCUGACGUGGGUUUCACCUCCACCACGGUUCCCAAGAUGAUUGUGGACAUCCACAUUCACAGUACAGUCAUCUCCUAUAUGGGCUGCCUGACACAGAUGUCUCUCUUUCUCAUCUGUGGAUGCAUGGAUGAUUUGAUUCUGACUGUAAUGGCCUAUGACCGGUUUGUCGCCAUCUGUCAUCCACUGCAUUACCAAGUCAUCAUGAACCCCCGCCGCUGUGCCUUCUUGGUUUCAGUGUCUUUUGUGGCCAGCCUUUUGGAAUCCCUGCUGCACAACUUGAUAUUAUUACCAGUUACCUGCUUCAAGGCAGUUGAAAUUUCUAAUUUCUUUUGUGACCCUUCUCAGCUUCUCAAUCUUACAUGCGAUGACACCUUCAACCAUGACACAGUCAUAUAUCUUAUUGGUAUUGUAUUUGGGUUUUUCCCUAUCUCAGGGAUCCUCUUCUCUUACUAUAAAAUCAUGUCCUCCAUUCUGAAAAUCCCAUCCCCAGAUGGGAAGUGCAAAGCCUUCUCCACCUGUGGCUCGCACCUCUUGGUUGUUUGCUUAUUUUACGGAUCAGGUUUUGGAGUGUAUCUCAGUGCAUCCUUCUCCACCUCUUCCAGGAAGAGUGCUGUGGCCUCACUGAUGUACACCCUGGUCACCCCUAUGUUGAACCCCUUCAUCUACAGCCUGAGGAACAGGGACAUCAAGAGAGCUCUGCAGAGAACUCUCAACAGAAUAAGCUAAUCUCACUGCCCUUGCCAUCCUUGUGCUCCUAGAACUGAAAUGGGCCGCUCCAAGAAGUCCUGAAUCAGUCCUCAGAUCACAGCAUGUGAAGGCAUCUAUCAUCAUCUCCAUGUCUUUCGGGCUUCUCUUUACAUGACCGUUCCUCUCAAUAUCACUUUAAUGGAGUCAGGAGACCCUUUUGGCCAACCACUUUGGCGACAGUUAUUCCAGGAUCCUAUGUCUGUGUGAAUUCUGAGGAUGGGGACUGUCACAGGAAGAGAGCUAAACAGGGGACUAGCAGAGUCAUGUGUAGUGAUGUUUUCCAGCUUGCUUGGGGCUUUUUUUUUUUAAAGGUUUAUUUUAAUUAUUUGAACGAGAGAGAGGUAGAGACAGAGAGAGAGAAUCUUCUAUCCACUGGUUCACUCCCUAAAUGACCACAAUGGCAAGAGCUGAGUCAGUCUGAAGCCAAGAGCUUCUUCUGGGUCUCUCACAUGGGUGCAGGGGCCCAAGCACUUGCCAUACUCUGCUGCUUUCCCAGGCCAUUAGCAUGGAGCUAGGUUGGAACUAGAGCAGUUAGGACUUGAACUGGUGCCCGUAUGGGAUGAGAGCACUGUAGGCUGGGUCUUUAACCUGCUGUGUCACUGCACAGGCCCCAGGUUGGAGAUCUUAAAAUCACUACUCUAUUUUCCACCUUUCUUUAAUAAAACAUCACUCAUGGUCAGUAACCUUAACUACACUGGAAGUGCGGUGCAUUUCACUAAUUCCUUCUCUCCCCACUAAGGCCUCAAUGUUUGAGAGACCCCCUUCAGUUACUGUUCACUCGUUUUUCCCUCUUUGCCUUUGUCCUGCAGUAACUAUUGGACCCAUUGUCCAUAUUCCGUUCUCUCACAUCAUGCUGAGUGAAAUAAGCCAGUCCCAAAGGGACAAAUACCAUAUGUUCUCCCUGAUCGGUGUCAACUCACUGAACACCAAAAAGGAAACCUCCUGAAGUGAAAUGGACACUAUGAGAAACGGUGACUUGAUCAGCAUAGCCCUGACUGUUAAUGAACAACUUAAUACAUUAUCCCUCUUAGUAGUUUUUUUGUCUGUUCUACUUAAUAUGACCGGUUUAAUUCUGUAAUUAAUACACAGUUAUUCUUAAGUGUUAAAAAUUAACUGAAAUGUGAUCCCUGUUAAACAUAAGAGUGGGAAUAAGAGAGGGAAGAGAUGUAUAAUUUGGGACAUGCUCAAGCUGACUUGCCCCAAAUGGUAGAGUUAAAAACAUACCAGGGGAUUCCAAUUCAAUCCCAUCAAGGUGGCAUGUACCAAUGCCAUCUCACUAGUCCAAGUGAUCAAUUUCAGUUCACAAUUGAUCAUAAUGAAAGGACUAAGAGUCAAAGGGAGCACAUAAACAAGUCUAGUACCUGCUAACACUAACCGAUAGAAUAAAUAAAGGGGAGAGCGAUCCAACAUGGGAAGUGAGAUACUCAGCAGACUCAUAGAAUGGCAGAUGUCCUAAAUAGCACUCUGGCCUCAGAAUCAGCCCUAAAGGCAUUUGGAUCUGGCUGAAAAGCCCAUGAGAGUAUUUCAGGCAUGGAAAGCCAAGACACUCUGGCAAAAGAUCUCUGCGAGUGAGAUCCCAGUGGAAAGAACAGGCCAUCAAAGAAGGAGGCACCUUUCUCUGAAGGGAGGAGAGAAUCUCCACUUUGACUAUGACCUUGUCUAAACAAGAUAAGAGUCAGAGAACUCAGAGGGCUUCCAUAGCCUUGGAAACUCAUGACUGGAGCAUAGGGAGACUACUGAUGCCAUAGACAGGAGUGUCAAUUUGUAAAGUCAACAACAGGAGUCACUGUGCACUUACUCCUCAUGUAGGAUCUCUGUCCUUAAUGUGCUGUACAUUGAGGCUUAAUGCUAUAACGAGUACUCAAAGAAUAUAUUUCACUUUGUGUUUCUAUGGGGGUGCAAACUGUUGAAAUCUUUACUUAAUGUAUACUAAACUGAUCCUCUGCAAAAAAAAAAAAAAUAUUAUCAACUCCCAACUUGACUCUCACUGGGAUUAAACAUGACAAUAGGUCUGAUCUGAUUUCAUCAUCAUUUAAAAAAAUCAUCUAUUAUUUUUCACUUUAUGUUUCUGUGUGGGAGCAAACAGUUGAAAUCUUUACUUAAUGUAUACUAAACUGAUCUUCUGUAUAUUAAGAUAAUUGAAAAUGAAUCUUGAUGUGAAUGGAAGGGGAGAGGGAGUG